Lymnaea stagnalis (great pond snail) is the source of this 28300-nucleotide messenger RNA. Lineage: Eukaryota; Metazoa; Mollusca; Gastropoda; Lymnaeidae. The record is from the annotation of a GenBank genome assembly.
ACCAAUUUUGAUUGAAUUAUGAAGUCAUGAAAAAAGAAACAAGGACCGAACCUUCACGUUUAUUUAAAGUUUGUAAGUUUCCAAAGGUUUUUAAUUUGAUAAGAAAUAUUUAAAUUAAAAACCCCAUACAUUACUAGUAAACAAUGUUUAAAACAAAUUCAAUAGCAUUGUUAGAUUUUGCAUGUUUAGUUAACUUUUUAGUUAAGUUAGUGAAUGUAGAGAGGUCCAUAAAUCCAUGAUUUUUAUUUUAAAGUUUCACCGCUUCUAGUGACAGUAAGGGGUUAGUGUACUGUGGGUGUAAAAAUUAAAACUGAAGAUUUUAGUGCAGUUUGAAUUUGAUUGAGCAAUAAUUUCUUAAACUUAAAUAAAGGCAAAGGCUAUUUUGAAGGCUGAAGGCACUUCACUUUCACACAUCCAGCGACUGGACAACUAGUGCAGCAGAUUUUCAUCCGACGGGCAUGUCAUACAAAAAUUAGCUGAAGCACAAUUUGACAAAUCAUAAAAGGGAAACAAAAAAGUCAGUUUUAGUUCAUAACAAAAAAAAAAUCAUUAAAAAUUACCAAGUCUUCAGAUGUUUUAAGUUUCAUCCACUGAAACGUGAAAUGUUAAACUUAAAACACACAAGACACAAGUUUAUGAUGUAACUGCUCGUGGAGUUGUCAGAGGUGAAGUCAGUGUUUACUGAGCGUUUGGCUCUGAUUGAACGACCUGGCUUCUGCGGGGUCAGACAUGUAUUAGCUGGAAUGGCCGGCACUAGCUCAGUGACCACUUUAUAGAGAAAUGUUAGACAGAGCUUUUCUCGUCUGUCUUUGAGGGAGGGGAUGUCAAAUCUUUAUAAGAGGUCAGUGACGAAGCCAGGAGUGGUGGAUUUGUAGUCACUUGUGAUGAAGUGCUCUGCAUUGCGUUGUAAUCGCUCCAUUUUGUCCAGUCCACGUCUUGCUUUAGGUAUGGGUCCCAGAUUAUCGCACCAUAUUCUAGUAGCGGAUGGACGAAUGCGAGAUAGGCUUUUCGUUUGCAGGAUGCUGGGCAGUGGCUCAGAUUUCUUCGAAUGAGACCAAUUGUGGAGUUGGCUUUUUUUUAAAAAUUUUGUUAAUAGGGGUGACCAAUGACUUUUUAAAAAAUGUUGUUUAUAUGGGUGACCAUUUUAGAUUAUUCAAGAAGAGAGUUCCAAAGGUCUGAUUAUUUAAUACUUGUUGGAGAAUGGUCUUGUUUAGAGAGUACAUAUAGGUUGAUGGUAUUUUCUUGAGAUGCUCUAGUGUAGCAUUUGGUUUCGUUAAAUUUCAUGCCCCAUUUGUCUGCCCAAUUCAUAAGGCACUUCAAAUCCACUUGGAGGUGGUUGUGGUCAUCAUAGCCAUUUAUCUCUCUGUAGACAAGACAGUCAUCUGCAAACAGCCUCACUUGAGAUUUUACAGUAUUUAUUUUGGAAUCAGACAUUUAUCGAACCGUUAGUCUAUUUGUUCAACCCUAUUUGGGACAGUAUCAGAGCAUUAUAUCAAUAAUGGCUAUGUUUCAAGUUGGCUUAAUUCUGUGAUGCCAUGAUACUGUGUUUUUUCUUUUUGUUUUUUUUGUUUCACAAUUCAGAAUGACAUAUAAAAUGCUAAAGUUUCCUAAACUUUGUUGUUGACAAAUACAUGAAUUCAUUUUAGAUUUAUUGCUAAAAUACAAUGUUAUAUUUGAAUCCUUUGCAGCUCAUCAGAUUCUUUGCAUUAAUGGAAUUAACUUUGAAAAUAAAUCAUUAGUGGUAAGUAAAUGUAAUUAACGACAUAACAAAAUAACACAAAUCAGUGGCCUGAAAAACCAAGCAGUCAGUGUAAAUAUUUGUAUAGCUUUUAUUUCACUUAACUUGUGUCUGCUGUUGCAGUGAGUGUGUUUGUGUUGAAAUAGUCAAGUAUAAAAUGAAAGUGACUACCAGAUAAGCUAGAGACUUUAAACUCCAGCUCUUUUUGUUUUUGUUUGUAGGGUUAUGUUGAGCUGACCAUUUGGCCCACUGUGCCUGAUCUGACAGAGAUCAGACUCAACAGCAAACAAUGCAGUAUCCUUUAAGAUGUCGGACUUAGAUUAAUCAAAGUAUAUGUUUAUUUAAAGAUUUUUAUUGAGAAUUUCCUGAUAAAUUUGCUUGUCUGAUCAGCCUUUUAACAUCAAGUCUAUCUUGUCAUCUUUAUUUUAUAACCUUUUCAUUAUUACCUUAACAAAACAGUCGUUUAUCGUGUCAACAUUGACAAACGUUGGGAUGCAGAGUUCAGUUACUUUGACCCAACUCUCAAUAUUUGCCAGGGGAAUCCUGUCAAGUGAGUACACUUCUUUUAAUACUUAUAACUUUAUCUGAUAUUUUAUUUAUCUCGCCCUGCCUCAUUUUCUGUUCCUGUAGUAUACGCCAAAACGUGCCAAAGUGUCCUCAUUAUAUAGCCAUUUUAAUUGUUUCUAUAGUAUAGUAGUUACUAUCCUAGUGUCUCAUUUUUAUUUUACUUAGUUUACAUGUUUUUAAUAAUUGUAAAGCGCUUAGAGCUUUAAGGUAAGCGCUAUAUAAAAAAUGCCUAAAUAAAUAAAUAAAUAAAUAUUGAAGAAUUUUAAAAGCUUAAAAUAAACCGCUUAGGGUGUUUUCACAUUUUUGUCUGGUAAUUAAAAGCUUACUAAGAAAUGAAUGGGGAAUUACUGAGAAAUGAACUGCAAGUGCAUCGAUUGAUAGUAAAUUAACUCUUUUGUCAGGCGCAACAUCGACUACUUCCAAAAAUGUCAGAGAAAUGCCCUUACGGCGGUUGACUCAGACCAAGGCAACGGAGAGUUGAUUAUCACAUUGCCUAAAGAAAUCUUGCCGGCUAUAUCAGGUUGGUUGUUCUCCAAGUAUUCAGCAAGCAACAAACAACACAGUGAUUAGUUAUAAUCUUUAAAAAGGGCAGUUUUGUAUCUAUUGUAUAAAAUACUUAAUAUGCUUGAACACUGAACAUCAGGAAAAAUAUGUUGACCACCUGACUAUAAAAUUCUCUGGAAAGAUUUUUAAAAAAUUUAAUUAUUCUCUAACAUUUUUCACAAAAGACACCUCAAAUUUAAAAUGAUUUUCAACUCCAGCAUUGUCAAGUUUCCAAGUGUGUGUUGAGUUUGGCUUGAAGGAUGCCAAAGGAGGGGUCCAUUUUGUUGUUCCAGACAUGCCAGGCACGAUGGCCGAGAGGAGCGCUCACAUGUUCACAUACUCUGUGGAGAAUUUCUCAAGGUCAGCCAACGUUGUCAUUGUGUUUAAAAUAGAUGCUCGGCUAAAUGCCUGAUUGAAUUUUGAGCUUUGUAAAAAAAUUAAUUAUUACCCCUUAUCCUUUGUCAGAAUGUGGUUUCCCUGUGUGGACUCUUUCUCUGAGCCGUGCACCUGGAAGAUUGAGGUGACAGUGGACCGUGAUAUGACAGCGGUGUCAUGUGGGGACCUCGUCAGCGUUGAAUUUACAGAAGAUGUCUUGGAGAAAACCUACCAUUACUUCCUGUCCAGUCCGGUGGCGGCACCUAAUAUUGCUCUGGCUGUCGGGUAAAUGAUUCAUCCUGAUCACUUUAGUGCUGAAAAGUUGUGAUGCAUUCAUUUGGUAACAUGUUGUCUCCUGCUAUAGUCUAUGCUUAUUCUAUGCUCAAGUCUCUUAAUAGAUAAAUGACAUAUCCACAUCCUGUUCUCUUUCUCCUUAUGACUCUCUGUUAUUUGAAUUUUCAGGCACAAUCACCCUGCUCAUAAUCACUUAACUCCUUAUGCUUCUAAGAAUGAUUGAGCUCGUUUCUGUAUAAUUAUGACUUAUAGGUUUGUGCAUUUUAGUUUUUAAUCUGAUAGAUAGGUUCAUUAUUAUUUAUUGGUUUGUCUUUUUUGUAAAAAGACCGUUCGAGAUCUUGGUGGACCCAAAGAUGCAUGAAGUGACCCACUUUUGUCUGCCCAAGCUCAUGCCAGUCUUGAAACAUACAACCAGCUACAUACAUCAGGUGAGUUCUGUUUGGUAGUCAACCUCAUUUCCAGCUUUCUAUUGGUCAAAUUACUGUAGAUAUAUAAUAUCCCCUUGAAGUUUGAGUAUUUCAUUACCAACUGGUUUUUUGUUUUAUUAUAAUUAAGAGUUAAAUCACUCUUGUGAUCUCAGGCUUUUGAGUUUUAUGAAGAGUUGAUGUCCAGCCGCUACCCGUACUCGUACUACAAGCAAGUGUUUGUUGAUGAAGCCUACUGUGAGGUGGCCACCUAUUCCACCAUGAGCAUUCUGAGGUAUGGCGGACCAUUUGGCUGAUUUAACCAAGCUAUUUUCAAUCACAACACAUCUAAAACUUAAUCAAGGUGCUGUGAUUCCUUCAGUCACAAUACACCUAAAACUUAUGGGGUCAGCUAAUUUAACCAUAUUUAUUGUUGGUCAUAGUUAUUUUUAUGCAUUGUAUCCCUCUACAUGUAUUUAAAUUUUAGCUAUUAUAGUCAAGGUCAUGAAAUCAGAGAGAAUGUGUGUGUUUUGAUUUUUGUGACAAAUGGGGCUUGUGAGCGAGCGUGAACGAUUUUCAUGUCACUAUUGCAUGGAAUUUUGGGGUUAUAAAAGGGGAGGCAACUUUUUGAGUGGGGUGGUAGUAUGUUCUGAGACUUAGAGCGAACUAGGAACUUUGAGUUAGUGUGUGAGAUAGGGCAAGCGACAGCGAGACAUGUCUUUUUUAUAUAGAUUCGCUGCGAGAUGUUUUGCUGAGUAGAACAUUGUGCUACAUAUGGAUUCAUGUCGCAACUUAACUUUGAACCAGAUUAAUGUUGUAAUGUUGUCAGAAAUAAACGCCUUAUGUAUCAUGAAGCUUUAGUGUUGGCUGAAUCAAACUAGUCUGUUGUGUGACAAGGAUUACACCCAUCUCAACAGUCGCCAGAAUCAUAAGACCUUAGACAAGCCCAAAUAUUUGACAUCAACCAGAAUAUUUGAGAAUUAUGCAUUAUAUAUCCUUGCUUUACUGCUAAUUUCUUUUAUCAUGUAAAAAAAAAAUAAACCUGACCUAUUUUCUUCUUUCAGCACCAACCUACUGCACCCUCCAAACAUAAUAGACCAGACCAUGGCCUCGAGACAGCUGAUGGCAACAGCCGUAGCACAGCAAUUCUUUGGAAGCUUCAUCGCGAUGGAGUCCUGGGCAGAUGCCUGGCUGACCAAAGGCAUAACUGGUUAUCUCUCUUAUUUGUUCAGCAAAAGAACCUUCGGGAACAAUGAGUACAGAAACUGGGUCAUGAGGGUAAGUGCGGGAAAGUCAGGAAUGAAAUUUUGUUGUUUUUCUAAAUUUACUGAAAGUUAUCUAGACCAUUGAGAAUAUGAAAACAUUACAAAAAAUAUAUAGCCAUCAACUUAACCUACUGAACGAUAUAUAGACCUAAUGAUAAUAUGAAAGCAUUACAAAAAAAUAUAUAGCCAUCAAUAUUUCAUAAUAUUUAUUGCUUUUCUGUUUGAAUGCUUAACAGAUCUUCAAGCUAUUGUUCAACAUGUAUUCUUUGUUUUUGUAGUAACUACUCUCUUGUUAUUUUGUUAUAGAUAUUUGAAUAUUUAUUACUUGUGUUUGGUAUUGACACACUUUGAUCUUAAACCUAUUAGAUUCAUGAGGAAGUAUUUUUAAUUGCAUUUCUAUUUAAUGAACCUGCUUAAAUUAUUUGUCAUUCUAUUUCCUUUAAGAGUACCCACUGAAAGUACUACUAAAACAGCAUUUCUUUGACAGGACCUGCUCGAAGUCAGUGAGUACGAACAGCAGGUUGGAUACGUGGUGUUGGACCCUGCCAAACGUGACAGCAAUCACCCCUUCUCCAUACAGUCUCCACACACCCUGUCCCCCCGGUACAUUGAAAUCUUCAGCAAGAAGGCUCGGCUGGUCAUGAGGAUGUUGGAAAUUAGAAUAGGAACAGAGCUGCUACUGCAGGUAUAUCAACGAAUGAACAGAUUGCUGUUUGUUAAUAAUACUCAUGUUUAAAUAUGGAAGUAGUCAAACUGUUACAUUACAGUAUAGUAAAUUGGGAUCAGCUGAAAACUGGUAUGUUACCGUGUAAUAGAAUAAGGAUAAUCUGAAAACUGAUACUUUACCAUGUAAUAGAAUUUGGAUCAUCUGGAGACUGGUACUUUACAAUAUAAUAGAAUUUGGAUCAUCAGAAAUAAUUAAAUUACUUUAAUCUUGACUAAUGAAUUCACAUUUAAUCAUUAAUUAGUAAAUCAGAGCUGUGCCGUUAUAUAUUUGCAAGGAAAUCUGUAAAAGGAUAAUAAUAUGAAGCUUGUAUCAUGCAUUUGGCUUGUAUUAUCUCAUUAUUUUGUAAUCUUUUCUUAAUUUGUUGAAACUUUCAGGUACUGAACAAACUUUUGUCCCUGGCCUACAAUGCCAGCCAGCAGUCAUUUGGUUUCAACAGUUGGACCAACAUGUUGGUGUCUACCUCAUCUGUGAGUAAUAAGUAUAGUAAGCGAAGGGGUGGGGGUCUUGGUGCCACUGUGAUAUGUUUGAAAAGUUGGAAGUAUGAAAUAGGGUAGGGAAAAGAAGUAUAUGAAACAAAACAUAAAAUUUUUUUUUAUCUUCAGAUUUUCCCAUAACAGCAUGAGCUGUUUUGAUCACAUGAAUUAACACAUAACACUUUUUACAACAACUUGAAUAGUGACUAUGUCCAUGGGUUCCACCAUCAAUCAGGAAAUGAUCAGUCUGAUGGCAGUGGCUUAAAUAAGCCUUAUUAUAAAUCAUAUUCAGUCUUAUGUCAGUGGUCUUCAUUAGUACUUCUCUACAUUAGAAGCCAAGUGUUCACUGUGAGGCACUCAAUAUUUUGUGUUGAAUAUUUGUCCAUUAUAUUUUCAUGCUUGUCUUGAUGUUAUCAUCUGACAGUUUCUCAAGAUUAUCUACACUGUGACUGGAAAAGACAUAGAGCCAUUUAUUGACCAGUGGGUGUAUCCUUGGAUUACUUCUUUCAAAUGGACAUUGUCAACAUAAUUAUACACAACUGAGUGAAGAAAAAAGGGGUGGGGCUGUCAAAACCAAUCAUUUAAUUACAGGAACAGUGUGCAGAGUCUAAAAAUAGUUCUUAGGGUUGUGUGGAAUAAAAUUAUUUGGUUUAUUUGCUUUUCUUAAGAAAAAGAGUUUUUCUAAGAGCCUAACAAAUGACACAGUGAAGAUAAAUUUAUUGUAAUAAACAUACAACUUGGAACUAGUUAGUAUUAAUUUUUUCCUUAAAAUAUAAUAUUUUUUUUUAUAACCUAACAUCUUAGCUUAAAAUAAUGACUAAUAUAUCUUUAAAAUGAAAUAUCCAACUAAAAAAAAAAGAUUCAUGAAGAUAAUUCUUUUCACAUCUACAAUCACCUCCCUCAAGAAUGGAAAAAUUUAGUUUGGUUUCCUCUCUCCUUAUCUUUUAAUGUUCAAGUCAAUUAACCUAGAAUGAUGAAAUGUUUUCUUAACAACCUGAUCAAGAUACCAGGGAGGGUGUGCUAGGUUCACAGGCAGCUUUGUGUUCAACAGGAAGCGUAAUGUAGUUGAGUUGGAGAUACGACAGGACCUCAACGCACCAGGAGCACUGAAAUAUGUGGUAUGCCAAUUUUAUGCUCUAGUGUCAUAUUAAUGUUAGGCUAAUUGUGUUAAAUCAACUACAAUUCCUUAACUAGGGGAGGACACUCUGAUGUGUAACGGAAUUGUAACUCUUGCAUUUUUUAAUUUCUAUAUAUUCUUCUUCUUCUUCUAUAUCUUAAGGGCCCACGAUCAAUUUAUUGAUCAUUUUGGCUCCUAUGCAUGUAGAUGGGAUUUGCAAUGUUUCUGUUACUGGUGGUGAUGAGGAAAUUAUGCACUAGGGGUUUGAAGGCUUGAGGCAAUAGACACAAAUGUGUCUAGUGUUGUCGCCUCAACUGUUCCUUUUGAAAGAUGGUUCCAGUCCCUGAUUGUCUUGGGCAGGAAUGAGCAGCUCCUAUACUGGCUUCUUGCUGGUAUGAGCCUGAAUUGCCUGUCAUGGCCUCGUCGCUGUCUAUGGGGGAGAGGGACGAGUUUCUGUUUAAUACUGGAACAGUGGACCAGCCCAUUAUUUAUCUUGUACAUCAUGGAGAGCCUGGAUUGUCGUCGUCGUUUCUCCAAUGGUGACCAGCCUAGUGUUUCUAGCAUGCUGCCAACACUAGAGGUAUUCCUGUAGCGGUUUAGGACAAAGCGUGCUGCUCGUCGCUGGACCGCCUCCAACCUGUCAAUGCUCUUCUGGGUAAAUGGGUCCCAGACUGAAGAUGCAUAAUCUAAAAUCGGACGGAUAAAGGCUUUAUAUGCUCUUUCUUUCACACAGGAGUUGCCAAUCUUUAGAUUUCGCCUUAAGAACCCCAAGGCUUGGUUUGCUUGGUUACAUACAUUGUUAAUAUGCUCGUCCCAGCGGACCUCUCUUUGAAUGGUAACACCCAGGUACUUUACGGAGGAAACUUGCUCAAGAAUAUGGCCGUGCAGUUUGUAUUGGUAGUGUAGAGGAAAAUUAAAGACAAAUUCAAUCCUGUAACAUUCAACUCCAAGGAAUAUUAAUGAUCCUUGAGAAAAAUAGACAUGUUUGCACUUCCUUCUUACAUAUUACAGUUAUAAGACAUAUUGUACCAACAUGCAUAAUAAUACUGAAAGAUAAAUGUUCAGCUCCUCUCAUGUCACGAUUCCAUUUAUUUUGUUAAGAGUGCCCUGAAUGCAGGGGUGCCACUUUUCAGGAUUAUCCCGGACUUCCGGUUAAGUGAGGCUAAAUAUUUGUCAGCUCUGGAUUCGCCAAUUCAGUUUAUUCAAAUACGGAUUCUGGGUUUUAAAAAAAAAAAUCAGUAUGUAAGAGCGCGCGAAAGCCUAUUCAGCGAGAAGCGGGUUGGCUAUAAAUAGAACAUGUUUUGUGACCUCUUGCUUUUGUUUGUAAGCCUCUGGCUUUCAUUUGCAAGCCCCUUGCUUCUUGUUGUGUCAAGUUACUUUCCACAGUGGAGGAAUUUUAUGAGUUUUCUAAGGUUUCAGGGUUUGAAAAAUUUGUAAAUGAAGUUUCAGGUUUCAAGAAAUUUUUCGAAAGGGAUUUCAGGGUUUACAGGUUUUAGUGAGUGGCACCCAUGCCCGAAUGUAACAACCCAAGAGCUGUCCUUUCAUGCCAUUAUUCCAUUUAAUUUGUUAAGGGUGCCCUGAAUGUUACAACCCAAGAGCUGUCCUUUCAUGCCAUUAUUCCAUUUAAUUUGUUAAGGGUGCCCUGAAUGUUACAAUCCAAGAGCUGGAUGGAUCAUUCAACCACCAGUUUAAGAUUGAGGAGAACAAGACCAAGUUUGAGAUUACGUGUCACUCCAAGAGUAGAAGGUUAGUGAGAAUCUUGAGUUAGGAUUUCUGUCAUUUAUGCUAAGUUUUAUGAUUAUCAGCAUUUUUGGGAGAAUUUGACCAAUACAGAAUGAAAUUUCAUAUGAUAAGUAAGUCUAGGUUUAUGAGAAUAUACAUUUUAUAAAAUAAAUUUUUAGGGAAUAAUAUGAAGAUUGAAAAUUAAUUACAAUAUUCCCAUGGAAAGUGGCUAGUAAUGUACAAUACAUGUACCUAGAGAAACAUUUUCUUGCAAGCUCUUUGAUGCUGGGAUUUGCAGGGGCACACAAUUUGCAUAUCAUACAACUGUUACUGUUCAAAAAAACAAUUUUUACCAACCUGUCAAACAUAAGAUUAAAUAGGAAAAUGUUCUCUGAAUUUUAUUUCUUACAGAAACAAGAAAAAGAAAAUACCUCUCAUGACAGGAGAGGAAGUCGACAUGGACUUGAGUGCAAUGGAGUGAGUACUUUUUCCCCCUCUAUAUUGUACUGAGUACUUUUUUUAAAAUCACAGAUUAUGAUGUAUAUGUUUUACUCAUUGUUUUACUAAAUUUUGUAUGCAAUUUUUUUUCUGAAUAAAUUGUACUGAGUACCUUUUCUCUUUUUCUUUUUUUAUGAAAUUUAACACCCCACCCCUCUAAAAAAAAUUGAUCUUAAAUAAACCCCACAGCCUAACCCAUAAGCUAACCACACUGACAACAUAAGUUAAUUAUUAGAUAUUAAUGUUUAAAAUAAAGACCUCACAGAUUUAAAAUCUGGAUUACUGCUUGUGAAGUUAUGUUUAAGAAUCUCUUGGAUGUUCAGGGACAUGGUUUAAAGUCUGCCACCUAUAUCCUCUUGCAGUGCCGACUCACCAGUGUUGUGGCUACGUUUGGACCCUGACAUGCAUCUUUUGAGGACUGUCAGCUUCGAGCAGCCAGAUUACAUGUGGCAGUACCAGCUGAGGUUUGAGAGGUGCAUUGUGGCCCAGUUUGAGGUAACUCAAGUACUUGAAUCUUGACAAGUAAAAUGUUGUCAGUACCGACUUCUGUAAGUCCAGGCUACCUGGCCUCUGUAAAUCUAGUCUGCUGGCUUCUGUAAGUCCAGGCUACCUGGCCUCUGUAAAUCUAGGCUGCUGACUUCUGUAAGUCCAGGCUACCGGCUUCUGUAAACCUUUAUUAAUUAUAUAUUUGCUUUUUUGUAUGGGAUCUAAGUAUUAUUAAUGUCUAUGGAGAUUAUUUCCUCUUAGCAUUUUUUAUGUCUAUUAGAUAAUGAGCAAUGAAUAUAUGUACUAACUAAUCUAUUCUGCCAUUCCAUCAGGCCAUUGAAGCUCUGGGCAGAUUUCCUACCCCAUCGUCACGUUACGCUCUCACAGACACUAUAGAGAAUGAAGAGUGCUACUACAGGGUUCGACAAGAUGCCUGCUACUGCCUGGCAAAAGUAGGUGCUUACUAGACUAGGAACUUUGUUCUAUUUCUCUAAAGUAUGUGCUUGCCAGACUAGGAACUUCAUUAUGCUUUGAUCUGUGAUUCCUUCGGUCACAAAGCACUAAAACUUACUACAAGUGCUGUAAUUCCAUGGCAGUCAGGUUCGGUAAAAGGAAAUGAGCGAAAACAAAGUUUGGGAAAACCUGAAAAAAGAACGCAACAAAACAAAGAACCUGUCAUUAAGAAGCCUUCUUCAGCGAACAAACAACAGUGAAAACAAUAUCAAAUAAAAAUAAAUACUUAGCUGCAUUGUAGACACUUGCAAUGUUGCGUCUUUUUGUCAGGUUUUCCCAAACUUUGUUUUGCUCAUUUCCUUUGCCGUGAUUCCAUCAAUGGCAAUUCAUCUAAUUCGUGCUAAAAAGUUUGACUAACCUUGUUUUUGCAGAUUGCCAAUUUGAUGGUGGGGACCUGGACAGGCCCACCGGCCAUGAUCGCCAUUUUCCGUAAAAUGUUUGGUUCUCACUCCUGCCCUGCCAUUGUCAGACAGAACAACUUUUCUAACUUCCAUCACUAUUACCUGCUGAAGGUAAGCACAACUAUCAUUAUUACCUGCCACAGGUAAGCCCAACUGUCAUCAUUAUUCUUGUUUUCUUUUGUUUGCUAAAGAAGGCAUUUAACCCAAAAAUCCUUUUAAUUGUUCUGUUUAUUUUUUCAAACCUAAAUAUAUCUUUAUAUAUUUAUAUAAUAUUUAUUUACUUCACACUGCUUGAACAAAGUCCCUCAUAUAUUAUGAUUUGUCUAUCAGUUAUGUAGAAUUCAAUUACAAGUUAUUAAAGUAAUUAAUCAAUUACUAUAUCUUAAAUAUCAUUGAUAUAUCAAUUACUUCAUACAUUUCUAUACUAUAUUUAUAUACCAUACUUCAUAAACUAAUAUCAUUUAUAUAACUGUAUAAUUAGUUGCAAUCUGAAUGACUUAGUACACUACUGUCCACCUCAGACUAUGCCCCAGGCCAUGGCCAGACUGAGGGACAUUCACAACCUGUGUCUCAAUGAGAUCACUAAAUUCCUCCUGGACCUCUUCAAAUACAAUGACAACUCCAGGAACAAGGUGGGUCACCUGCUUACUAAAACAUAGGUUGAUGCCUAUCCAUCCAUGGAUGGUCUGCUGAUUAAAACAUAGGUUGAUGCCUAUCCAUCCAUGGAUGAUUUCAAAUUAUUGCCGAAAUAAGUCAUGUUUUAAAGGAUUCUUAAAAAAAAAAUCGUUUUGUUAUUAUAAAUAUUGUGUGUCCAUUUAUCCUCUAUAAACAUAAGAGCUAGAAGUGUUGAUUUUUUUUUUACCUUUUGAUGGGAGUCUCCACUGAAGUAUUUUAAAAAAAAAUAAUUAUUUGCUACUUCAAUGAAAUUUUGCCUAUGACACAUACACUUUUGACCUAUUCCUCAACAUAAAAAAAAAAAAAAAUGGUUUUUUUAUGAGGCACAUGUUAUAUGAUCAAAAAUAUAUAUCAUCUGGCAAAAUUUUUUUUUUUAACUUUUGAUGGGAGUCUCCACUGAAGUAUUUUAAAAAAAAAUAAUUAUUUGUUACUUCAAUGAAAUUUUGCCUAUGACACAUACACUUUUGACCUAUUCCUCAACAUAAAAAAAAAAAAAAAUGGUGUUCUUAUGAGGCACAUGUUAUAUGAUCAAAAAUAUAUGUCAUCUGGCAAAAUUGUUGUAGCUCAUUGUUCAUAAUACAUUUUUAAAAAAAAGUACUCUUAUGAAGGCAAAUGAUUUUUGUAUACUUUCAGUGGUCAGACAAUUACUACAGAGCUGCGUUAGUCGAGGCACUAUCUGCCAGCAUUACACCAGCAGUGACCAAUGUAUCACUCAUCACAGGGUAUGUGAGCUUUGUAUGUGACAGACAGCAGUCUGUAACACAAGCCCUAAGUUCUUUGAAAAUAUUGAAUUUAGUUAGAUUAUAAGCAAAGCAAUAGGGGUGUGCCGGAUCCGGAUUUCCUUAUGCAAAAAAACUCCGGAUUCGGAUUCCGGAAUAAUCCGGAUUCCGGAAUAAUCCGGAUUUUGGUACUAUUGGUAGAUACUUCGGUAAGUCAAGAUAGACUACUACUUUUUGUGUAUGGGAAUUCGCAAUCGGCGCCAAAAAAUCCGAGUUUUUAAUUUUCCGAUGUGUGUGUCUAUUUAUUAUUAAAUUAGUACUUUCGAUAUAUAUUUGAGUUCCGUUCCAUUUGGAUAAGUGUCUUACAAGAGACGCCAUGUUUCUACGCGUUCGCAGCAGGUCAUGCAGCUCGCUCAACCUAAUUUCGCCAUGGGGUUGGCCACGCUCCCCUUUUUAAUGGCGGAAGUUGCAGAUACUUAGGAAAUAUUAAUUUAUUAUCACUAUUUACAUCAAAAUAAUUGAUAACUUGUGUUUCAGAAUGCAUUUUAAAGACAUUUAAACUGGAAUGUUUUAAUUUGAGCUUUAACAACCCGGUAGAAUCCAUAUUAUAAAUGAUCAGAAUUUACCGUGUGCAACACGUUGUCAUUGGCAACCAUUCACAGCCACUUGCAUAACUGUAUCGUAGUACUACCUCAGAGUUUCAUUCAUAAGAGUUUGCCGUGUGCAAAAACUAUUAAACCAUUGGUCAGGGAAAGCUUUAAUUAAUUAUUCAUGUGCCAAAGUUGAAAGUUUAAACUAAGUCUAAACAGUAUUUUAGUGAUAAGGCAGGGAAUGCGUUGCCUUAUAUAAACUAUAUAGUCAUUGCGCAUGACGGGAUUGGCGGAAUGAGAUCACAGAAUGUGGAGAUGCAGUCCAUGUUAAAAAAUGACAAACCAAGUCGUACUUUAAAAAUUCAUAACUUUAAAACUACAACAGCUAAAAAUAUGAUUUUGGUGUUAUAAUUCUUUAAAAAAUUACCUCUUUUCAACUAUGCCAUUGGUUUAUUUUUACAAAAAGUUUAAAUUUUCUUAUCAAAGUCCCUACACUAUUGGCCACUAUUAGCGGUGCUGACUCUAGCCUCUGGUAUGUUCGGAAUAUUAAACAUUAAACAAGCUCAACACUCGAAACAAUCUAUUAAUGUAUCGUGAUCGUGUGGAAUUCGGGAAAGAGAAUUACUUUUAUUUCAGAUUAUGAUCCGGUGAGUCACAAAAUCUGGCAAAUUCCGAAAUCCGGUAUAUUCCGGAUUCCGGUUGUUCCGGAUACAUGUAAAUCCGGCGGAACCGGAUUUCACCGGAUAGUGUAAAAUCCGGCGGAACCGGAUUCCGGCACACCCCUACAAAGCAACAACUUUUUUUCCCUUUGUUUCAAAUUCCUUUUAAGUUAAACAAAGAUUCAAACAUUAAAAAAAAAAAAUUCUUUAUAUUAACUUCGCUUUUGUUAGUGGCUGAUCGGCAAAAUCUUCGGACGGCUAAUUGACCCACUUGGCUAAUUUGCCAUAUCUAGUACUUAGCUAUAUGCUCAUCUUGUUUCUAAGGGUCUUUCUUAACUGUAAGGGAAUACAACCAGUAUUAUACCGAUUCAUUUGGCGUGGCUUAAAUGUAGACCAAAUGUGCGCUGCAGACGUUGGUCUGGCAUCUUAUUAUUCUAACAACUUGUCACCCAUCCUGGAAGGUGGUACGCUGACAAGGCCAGGUCAGAGGGAUAUAUAAACAAAACUGUCCCAACCCUCAAAAGUCAUUUUUUUCUGUUUUUCAAGGGGAAGAUGAAGGAAAUAUGAUGACACUGAUUUCACACAAUGAAAUUCCCAAUAACUGCGCUAAAUGAGAUCUUUAAAAAAAAUAUUGCAAGUCCAUUUGGUGCAUUUAAAAUAUUUUUUUCUGAAAUAGUUGUUGCAAAAAAUCUGCUGGGUAAAAGCGGGUGGUUCAUUAGAAUAAUGUUAUUGUUCAGGGGCUUUAAAAAAAAUGUGCGGUUGUGAGCUGGGGAGGGGAGGGGGGGGAGCAUUAAUUGGGAUUCUUACAAAGUGCCUUACUUGCAUGCAUGUUUUGUCAAAUUUUCAGCCCCACCCCCCAUUGCUCAAUAUUCCAUUUUAUCAAGGAUUAAUAGGAAAAACUUUGUUUUUAGAGGUUCUUUAAUUUGAAUUUGCUCGUCCAAUGAUGUCUGGUAUUUCUUCUGUCCCAUCCAAUAAUGUCUGAUAUUUCUUCAGUCCCAUCCAAUAAUGUCUGGUAUUUCUUCUGUCCCAUCCAAUAAUGUCUGGUAUUUCUUCUGUCCCAUCCAAUGAUGUCUGGUAUUUCUUCUGUCCCAUCCAAUAAUGUCUGAUAUUUCUUCAGUCCCAUCCAAUAAUGUCUGGUAUUUCUUCUGUCCCAUCCAAUAAUGUCUGAUAUUUCUUCUGUCCCAUCCAAUAAUGUCUGAUAUUUCUUCUGUCCCAUCCAAUAAUGUCUGAUAUUUCUUCUGUCCCAUCCAAUAAUGUCUGGUAUUUCUUCUGUCCCAUCCAAUAAUGUCUGGUAUUUCUUCAGUCCCAUCCAAUAAUGUCUGAUAUUUCUUCUGUCCCAUCCAAUAAUGUCUGGUAUUUCUUCUGUCCCAUCCAAUAAUGUCUGGUAUUUCUUCAGUCCCAUCCAAUAAUGUCUGGUAUUUCUUCAGUCCCAUCCAAUAAUGUCUGGUAUUUCUUCUGUCCCAUCCAAUAAUAUCUGGUAUUUCUUCUGUCCCAUCCCAAACCAGGCAAGUGGUUACUGCGGCAACAUUAUCAGAAAACAUGAAACUUGUGGUGGAGGAGGUGGUCAGAUGUCUCAACAUAGAGAAACUGAUGCCUUGCUACAAGUACAACGUCACUGUCAGGUACUGAAAGCAUUGGGUUCAUUCAUCUGUCAUAUUUAGAAGUAAGCAUAGAGAAACUGAUGCCUUGCUACAAGUACAACGUCACUGUCAGGUACUGAAAGCAUGGGGUUCAUUCAUCUGUCAUAUUUAGAAGUAAGCAUAGAGAAACUGAUGCCUUGCUACAAGUACAACGUCACUGUCAGGUACUGAAAGCAUUGGGUUCAUUCAUCUGUCAUAUUUAGAAGUCAGCAUAGAGAAACUGAUGCCUUGCUACAAGACAUAGACAAAUUGAUGCCUUUUAGGUUGUGUAAACCAGAAGUCAGCAAUCUACAGUACCUGUGACAGGCCAGGCGUGACACAGAUAAGGGUUUUCAAAGGCAGAAGACAAAAUAUCUAAUGAAAAAUGACGUAAAAAAUAUUGUAGAGUUGAUGGACAUAAAGAAUGUUGUCAUCUGAAUGCAUUGGAAAUCCUACUUUGACACAAUGUUACCAAAAGGUAACUGACCCAUCCUAUAAACAUUGGAUUCAUUUGUAGUCUGUUAUACUUAGAUUUUGAAAAAAUAAUAUUUCCUACGGGUUCAGCCAUUAGUUGCUAUUUUAAUUAGUUUAUGUCUGGACUGUAAGAUAAUCUCAGGUUAUCCAGAAACACAUACUUUACCGUCUGGCCUUUGGGAUUAUCCAAGAUAAUCAAGAGACACAUAAUUUAAGUGUCAAGAAAUGGCUUGACACCAUUGAUACUUUCUUUUAAUGCCAUUUUAUUUUGCAUUCAAAUCCUCAGCUGUUUGUACACAAUCAGAACGUUACAGAAGUUGGGGCACUUGCCCAUUGAGUCGGAUGUCUUCAAGGACUACGCACAGAGGGGCAUCUUUCGUGACGUGAGGGUGGCCGCCAUCACCUGUCUGGUGGACUUUAUCAGAGGUGAAGUCAGCUUCCCAUGUACAGUGGGGUGUAAGGAAUGGGGGAGGGGGAAGGGGGAUCAUGUAAUAUUUUGUGCACCCUCCACCCCGAGGAGUCUGCCCCUCAAUUAUUUGAUUCAUUGUUUUUAUCAUCUUGUUAAUCUAUUUAGGGGAUGUAACCGGUGAACAUCUUCAGUGGGUGCUGGAUUACAUAGAGAAAGAACAAGAUCCCUACCUCAAGUAUGUUGGAACCACUUUACAUAUGUUACCUAUUAUAUUAUCAUCUACUACACUGACCAGAGGUCCCCAUUCCAUCACAUGGGGUGCAUGCUGGUCUUUCAGUUGUUGAAUGCUACCACUGAUAGGGUGCAUGCAGGUCUUUCAGUUGUUGAAUGCUACCGUUGAUAGAGUGCAUGCAGGUCUUUCAGUUGUUGAAUGCUACCAUUGAGAAGUAGCCUUAACCCAUUGACAAUUUACUUGGAUUCAUUUUGGAAUGCAGCAUCUUAGAUUAAUGAAAUGUUUUAAUAAGACUCUUGACUUUCAAUAUUGGAUACCUCUGGUGUACAUGAAUGAUACCUCUGGUGUACAUGAAUGACACCUCUGGUGUACAUGAAUGACACCUCUGGUGUACAUGAUUGAUACCUCUGGUGUACCUGAAUGAUAUGUCUGGUGUACAUGAAUGAUACCUCUGGGGUACAUGAAUGAUACCUCUGGUGUACAUGAUUGAUACCUCUGGUGUACAUGAAUGAUACCUCUGGUGUACAUGAAUGAUACCUCUGGUGUACAUGAAUGAUACCUCUGGUGUACAUGAAUGAUACCUCUGGUGUAAAUGAAGGUUCCUAAUUACUUUAGAUGAACAGAGAAAAUAAAAAGUGAUGACACAAACAUUUACUAGUUAUAUCUUGAAGUGUGACAAACAAAAAAGGAAUAUUGAUAGUUCCCCUGUCCAAUAUUAAACCAUUCACCAAAACAGUGAAGCAUUUUAUUAUUGUAGCUGAAAGAGAUUUCUGCCAGCAGGUCACACAUAUGUUGGCAUAAAUAGCAAUUUUAAAAAAGGAUUGAGUUAUUGACCAGAAACGGCAUUGCUGGUUUAGGCAUUGGUCAGAUAUGACAUGGCUGUGUUAACGGUCAUCAACAGCCAGGCCAAGCUGUUUGAAUCAACCUUGUUUCUCUGUAUCGCAGACACCACACAGUAACUUGCCUGACCCAGAAUCCACCAUUCCGACGCUCAGAGAGAUCGGCACUAAAUAUUGAACCACUGGUGGAGAGGCUGUGGGAUAUGAUGUGGUAAGUAAGCUUGUCUGCAUUAUCAUGUGACCAGUUAUGGGAUAUGAUGUGGUAAGUAAGCUUGUCUGAAUUAUCAUGUGACCAGGUAUGGGAUAUGAUGUGGUAAGUAAGCUUGUCUGAAUUAUCAUGUGUCCAGUUAUGGGAUAUGAUGUGGUAAGUAAGCUUGUCUGAAUUAUCAUGUGUCCAGUUAUGGGAUAUGAUGUGGUAAGUUAGCUUGUCUAAAUUAUCAUGUAUCCAGUUAUGGGAUAUGAUGUGGUAAGUAAGCUUGUCUGAAUUAUCAUGUAUCCAGUUAUGCAUUUUCAUUUCUGACUAGUUCAAUGACAAGUUGAAUCUGUGUGUUAUGCUGUCUUAGCAAGCCUUAGCCAAGCCUGCUUGUUAGUAUUUUGAGCUUAUUCAGCAAGUCCUAGCCUCCGCUGUGUUGAUAAAAAUGGUCACGCUCUUCAUCUGACAUCUCUUGUUUGGAUCAUACAAUAUAUUAAGAGAUUUAGAAAAGUUUAACUAUUUCUUCCACAGCCACGCCUCCUAUGAUAGCCGCCUCCGGUGCGGACUUGCUGACCUGUACUUUACACUCUAUGGACGUCAGCGUCCGACAUGUUUACCAGUGCCUGAAGUAAGUAUUACUUUUUUUUUACCGAGGUCCAGCUAAAGAAAUGAUGCUUUUUAUUAUGUUUUUCUUCAAUUUACCAACAAAGACACAUUCAAGCCCAGAAGUUGUAUGUGUGGAUACUUUCAAAUCAACUAUGGCAAAGGUUUUGUUUACCCGUGUUGAGUAGUAAAUGUCUGUGGUAAGAUGGAAAUAACCAUAGCCAGUAAAUCUGCCAAGCUUAACACUUUCUAGUCCAUGAACAACAUCUUCACUUCAACAUUCAAAUCUCUUAGUGGUUGGGAGAAUUUUCUCAACCAUCAGAACUUUGUGUAUUGAUAUGUUACAGAUCGACAGUUGGAAAUGUUUCAGUUAACUAUGUUUAGUGGUGGUCAUUUUCUCUGUUACUAUCUUGCAGUUAAAAAAAAAAUAAAACUAUUUUUACCUGAAGCCAAUGCUCUGUCUCUUCCUCACACAGACAACCAAACUGAUGCAGAAAGAGAAGAAACCAAAGGCUGAAGUAAGUAAGGCAAACCUCUCUGUUGUUUCUUUAUUUGAUAACCUAUGGGCAUUGAAUGACGGCUCAGACAUGGAUGUGACUAACUGUAGUAACAUCUUUGGUUGGUCUCCAUAGGGUACUUCCCUCAAAGACAUCCAAGUGCAAGUAAGGAGAGGGCUGAAGUAGAAAUUAGGUUUAGAUUAGGGUAUUAAUCCCCAGACAGUCACAAUAUGUGAUCUUUGUCUAAUGACUGCACCAUCCAGGCAUGCCAUAUGGGUUUUGUCACAUUAAAAAGAAGGUAUUAAAAAUGAAACCAGUAUACUCCCAUUGACUCUCCACCCUCCACCCCGCAUUUCUCAGUCAGACCUCUGCUAGUAAUAGCUCUAAGAUUAGCUCCCUGUCACAGUUGAAUGUCUGAGUAACCCCCCUUUUAUCAUCAGACUCAUAGUGUGUUUAGCAGCACUGCUUGAGAAUUUCCUCCACACAAUUAAGUUGGAAAGAGAACCCACUCAUCACCUGUUGGUAUUGAUGAUUUCCAUUUUUAUGUCCAGAUAACAGCCGAUGACCUCAGUGUGUCCGAGCCUUCCCAGGGGAGCCUAGUAGUGUGGAACCCAGAGUUGUCCAGCAUAUUUGCCUCCCCUGUGCAUGAAACCACCAUAUCAGAGAGUCUUCCACCUUCCACGGUUAAGAUCAAUCUGGAUAUGGAUGUCAUGGAUGAUGUGAGUACAGUAUAUGUAUUGUAUAAAUGCUGUGCUUAAUUCAGGGGGUAACAGGAUGACAUCCUUCACUUAUUGUUUAGAAAGUUUAAAAGUGGCAGAGUUGUCUAAACUUGGUCAACUCGAAGGUUGUAGAUGGAGUUCAAACCCCAGCAAAAACCUUGAACGUCAAAAAAAACAACAGCGUCCCGAGUGGAUGAAACUCGUUAACCCUGGACGGCAACUCAUCUAAGAGAAGGCAAACUCUGAAAUCAAACCUUGAGAUUGAGACCCCCUAUGCCAUAUGACAUUGACACGAUGAAAAUUCAGACAGAUCCUGCAACUUGGAAUGCAUAAAGAGCACAGCGAGACACGGAAAACGCUGCUGGUCAUCUUUUUGCAUCCUGAUCUAUUUCCGGUCAUCUUGACUAAGCCUUGCCAUUGGAUGAAAAAGAGAAGGACGAGAGAGAGUGAGGCAGCUGUGUUGAGAAACUCUCCCUCAGUUGAAACCAAAUUCGGCUGAUGUCAAAGCUACUACUCAAGUUGAAUAAUGCCUUGGUCGUUUUCAUGUGCAAAGGACGAAUAAUAAUAAAAAGAAAUUUAAAAAUGCACCAAGAGAUAAAAGAAACUAUUUCAAUAGACAUAACAUCAGUAUUUUUAAAUUGGUCUUUUCUGAUAGGAUCUGUAAUCUUAAGUAUGUCUCUUCAACAUUCUAAAUAGCAUCAUUAUUUUGUGUGGCAAUUGUUUGCAUCAGAGAUUCAACCUAUAUAACUAUAUAGCUAACUUAGAUGGUGGGUUAUUUAAGGGGCAUAACCAAUAUAUUCAAGGGACUUUUAAAAAUAACUUGUUUGGUGGUCAUUUAACCCACGAACUGCGGUCGGCCGAAAAAAUCGGCUUACAUUCUCAUUCUGUACUGUGGCGGGUUUAAAAAUACGGUGCGUUAGCAACUUCCAAUCUUUAACCGGAAUUAUAGCCACUUCCUUUUAUUAAUAAUUAAAUCAUCUUCCGGUUCAAGCUGUUUCGUGAAAACUUAAAAAUAAAUACUUUUUAAUCGGAGUUUUAUAUCGCUGGUUUUUUUUAAAGCUAAAAUGGUUGAAGCUAUGGCCCUAACCAUGAUGGUAUCUCAGACAUUGCAGUUACUGGUAUACUCUAUACUAGUAACACUGCAGAUAGAAUCUAUAUGGAGAACAAAUCAAUAACUAGAUUUGGUACGUUGUCUCCAUAUGGAAUGAACCAAAUCCACAAUUUUACUUAGCUGCCAUGUCGUUUUCCGGUUUGGUUUUUACAAUUAUGUUAAAAGCACUUCCUUUCUAUUCCUCUUUACUUUGUUUUUGUCUGGUUUUAGCGCCCUCUCCUAUAUUUUUUCUGUUUUAGGUAGGAUAUGUAUAUUGAUAUUAUGUAAAUUUAAUUUAUACUUAUUUAAAUUUGUUUUGUUUUGUUUGUACUGAUGAAGGCAUGUGCCGAAACAUUAAAUUGUGUAUGAUGUAUAAUUAUUAUUAAAGCGUAACUUAUAUUGUUAGAUUGACACAAUUUGUUUGUGUCUUAUUAAUCUAUUUUAAAGCUUUAUCGCAGUCCAACACUUUUUAUAAUUAGUUAACUAAGCUAUGGCUGGGCCUUCAGUGCAAGAACUAAUAGAACUAUGUUUGAAAGCUUUUUAGGAGAGGUUUUAAGUGAUACUGAUGAUGAUUUUAACAUUGGCCAUGACGAUAUCAGUUGAGAUUAUUCUUCUAGUGAAUUUUAUACUAGUCUUAGUGAUACUAAAGUAGGCCUACUGAGGCUACUGUUAGACUUCGAGUCAGGCCUGGAGGUUGGGCAAGGACUGACUGAAUUUUAAUCAUAGAAGCUACAGAUUAUAGUUCAGAACUAAUAAAUUUUAUAGUUAAACAACCCAAAUCAGUUCCACAGUUUCUUUUUAAAUGUUUACUAGUCAAUAAUAACUAUUUUGUCUGAGAUUUUUUAUUUUGUACUUGGUUUUAGCAGUGGUUCCAGUUUCUUAUAUAAAUGGCCUAAAAUUAUUAAAAUUGCUUUCAGAGGUUAAAUUGCAAUCAAAACCUUAGCAAACAAUAUAUUUUCUGAAAGAUAAAUGAAUUGGCUACAGCAUUUAGAUUUGUGUUUUAAGUUUAUCUAUAAAAAUUAAUGAUGUUAUGAGCACUUGAAAACAAGACAUUUCGUACAUAUUUUUUUUCUUGAGAACUCCAAGGUCAAGGACUCUGAGCAAAAUUUUUUUUUACAGGGUGGACAAUAUGGUCAACGUUAUCCCCAUCCAUUUACCUUUCUAAAAAUAUAUACUUAUAGGGGUCUUGUAUCAAUAUUUCUAUGUCAUUUAAUGCAAGUUCAAAUGGCACUCAAAACACUCUGAAAAGCUCCACACCACAGAAUGAUGCAUGCCACAGUUCGUGGGUUAAUGGGCCUAAUCUAUACCAUUAUGUGGUGGUUUAUACAAAAGACGGUAUAGAUAUUGUAAGUGUGCGUCUGAGUUCUAUGUUGAAUACUUUGGCAAUAGGCUAUCAUAAGAGUAUGGUUACACAAUUUUUAUCCAUAAGAAAAAUUCUUCAGCACUGGGUUGUAGACUUUUAAUUGCCUCUCCUAAUUCAUUUGAGAUGGACAAUGAAGACUAACUGUAUUUCAACACUUUACUUUAUGCUGUUUUGAUUGGUUUCUUUCCAUAAAUUCUUUUACAUGUUCAUACAUCGUAGUCACAACAAAGUGAAUACAAGUCCCUUUUCCAAGGGCAAUGUAAACUUUAAUUCAGAAACAUAUCUGUCAAGCUUUACAGUGAAUCAAACACAGUAUAACACAACUCGAUAUGAGUAGAAGUACAACCUUUUUCAACAAAGUUCUCUCAUCGACUGCCAAAGGAAUAGCAGGUACACUCAAGACAGACUAUAGACACCAAGUAAUGGCUACAAUAAAAUACAGCACAAGCCCAUUGGCAGGAAAAGCAUUAUCUAUACUAUCCCACAGGACACACUGCGCAAUACUAAACACAAUAUUCGGUGCGCAACAAUUAAUAGUGAAUACCUUUGCUGGACACCUGCUAUUUGCAACACUUUAAUUUUAACCUAUUAUUUUUCAAUCCAGAGUUCAGACAGAUUCCCCGUAGAUUUGACCAUGAUCUCAGGGGAGCAAACUGUUGCCAUGGAGGAAUCUGUGACGACAGAGCCAGCACAAGAUGAUUCAGAUGUGGAGAUAAAGGUGAGCGGAAUGUUUGGUCAUCAAGCAGUGGGGUAUUUAAUGUUUGGUCAUCAAGAAUUGGGGUAUUUAAUGUUUGGUCACCAAGAAUUGGGGUAUUUAAUGUUUGGUCACCAAGAAUUGGGGUAUUUAAUGUUUGGUCACCAAGAAUUGGGGUAUUUAAUGUUUGGUCUUCAAGAAUUGGGGCAUCUUAUAUUUGGCCAUCUUGAGUUGCGACAUUAUAUAUUUUGCCAUCUAGAGUUGGGUGCAUUUAAUAUAUGGCCAUCUAGAGUUGGGGCAUUAUAAAUUUGGCUAUCUAGAGUUGGGGAAAUAAAUAUUACGCUAACUAGAGUUGGGACAUUUAAAAUUUGGCCAUCCAGAGUUGGGAAUUUUAAUUUUGCCAACAAGGAACUUCUGAUUGUCACAGAUCCAUAUUCAUACGUUCAUACAUCCUAAUCCCACCAAAGUGAACACAGGUCUUUUUCUAUUAGCAAUGUCAACUUUAAGCCAGAACAUGUACAAUGAAUCAAAGAAUCAAACACAUGUAUAAUACAGCUUGCUAUAAGAAGAAGAAAAAUCACAACCUUUCACUGCCGAGUUCUUUAAACAGAAAUGCAUGUAGCCAAAGGCAGUGUACACUAUGUCAUAAUUACAAUAAAUAUACUCACCAACUUAAUGACUGGAAAAACUUUCAUUAAGUCAACUAACUUUCAAAACAAACACACAGCACAAUGAAACACAAUAUUUGGUGCACAACAAUUACUAGUGAAUACCCAUACUUGACAAUGGUUAAUCAGAACAUAUACUUCAAUCAUAGUGUGAAAUGUUUAUUUUUCCUAGCCAAAGAUUGAGCUGUUCACUGAUGUCAACAAGACAUCUUUCCAGAUUGAUCUGUCACAGGGUUUGUCACGAUAUGACAGUGUCCCCCGUUCACUGUCACGAAAAGACAGUAUCAGUCACCUAAGUGAAGAAUCACUCUCUCCUGUCCAGUCUCCACCAAGCAAAGGUUUGUGAAAGAUGCCACCAUAGUGUUGUCACCUGCACCAAUAACCAUCUUGUGUCUUGUGCAUCGUACCAUUAGCUUUAAAAUGUAUGUGAUAGUAAAUAAAGUUUAAUUAGUUAUGCAACAAACAAAGGCCAUACAUUUUUUUUGGAUGCUCUCAGGUCACCCAGAUGAUGUGAUUGUCUCCCUCGAUAACAUCAUCAAAACUGACCCGACGAUACCCAUGAGCAUCUUCCCGUCUUCUCCGCCCCGCUGGAGUGAUGUGCAAGUGAAACAUGAAACCUCAUCGUCCCAAGCAUCCUCUGCCCACAAAAGUCCAAGCCCCACACGAUCCUCCCCGCCAGCUUCUCCCCCGAGCUCUCCGGGGUACAUCAUAGAAGAUGAAAAGUCUGAUCCCAGGGAGAUUCAUGGAUCCAAGGAAAUCAAAGAAGAAAUCAUUUCUCAAAGUGUUCAGGACCAUGGCCCUGUUAAUGACAGUGUUCAGGAUUAUGGAUCUGUUAGUGACAGUUUUCAGGACUAUGGCCCUGUCAAAGAUGGUGUUCCUCUGGUCAAAGAAGAAGUCUUUUCCUUUGAGAAAUCGGCCAUUGACUCACGCCCCGAAUCCCCUAUGACGUCAGAACCACCAUCCCCUCCACCAGAUCUGCCAGCAGCUUUUUCACCCCAACCCCCAUCCUUACCCAGAAUAUUGUCACAGCAACCAUCUCCGCAACCAUUGUCUCCCAAUCCCCUAUCUCCGCUACCCCCAUCUCCGCAACCACCAUCCCCCCAGCCCCCUUCCUUAUCAAGAGGAUUGUCACAGGGACCCCCGUCUCCACAACCCCCCUUGUUACCCAGAUCAUUGUCAUCCCCCGUCUCCGCAACCCCCAUCCUUACCCCGAUCAUUGUCACUGCAGCCCCCAUCACCCCAGCCACCUGCCUUAUCAAGACGAUUGUCACAGCGACCAUCAUCACCGCACCCCCCCUCUUUACCCAGAUCAUUGUCACAGCGACCCCCGUCUCCCCAACCCCUAUCCUUACCCAGAUCAUUGUCACAGCGACCACCAUCACCGCAACCCCCAUCUUUACCCAGAUCAUUGUCACAGCGACCCCCGUCUCCGCAACCCCUAUCCUUACCCAGAUCAUUGUCACAGCGACCCCCGUCUCCGCAACCCCUAUCCUUACCCAGAUCAUUGUCACAGCGACCCCCGUCUCCGCAACCCCUAUCCUUACCCAGAUCAUUGUCACAGCAGCCCACAUCAUCCCAGCCCCCAUCCCUACCCAGAGAAUUCUCGUAUCAACCCCCGUCCCCUGAGCUGAUAGUUGAGACUGUUUCCGAACCCUUGUAUUCUCCUGGCAUCCAAUCUCCGCCCCAACACCUUUGGCCAAUACCACCCCAAAGACCGCCACAUGGGUUUGUCAGUGACGCACCCCCGGCUCCCAGUCCACCGCUUUCACUGAAAAGAAAGCUGAGCGUGCCGUCAUAUCACAGCUCUCCAGAACCAGAAGUUAAGAAAAUUCCACCCAUUAUUGUGUCAACAGCGGGGACCUCGAAAGGGGGAGCUGCUAUAUUGUCGCCAACUUCUGCUAAGCCUAGCCUGAAAACAACAUUCAACCUGAGUGCUGCUGGUGAGUUCAUUUAUUACAUAGGUUGACAUAGAUUGUUUGGUCAUUAUACUGAUAGCUGCUGGUGAGUUCAUUUAUUACAUAGGUUGACAUAGAAUGUUUGGUCAUUAUACUGAUAGUUGCUGGUGAGUUCAUUUAUUACAUAGGUUGACAUAGAUUGUUUGGUCAUUAUACUGAUAGUUGCUGGUGAGUUCAUUUAUUACAUAGGUUGACAUAGAUUGUUUGGUCAUUAUACUGAUAGCUGCUGGUGAGUUCAUUUAUUACAUAGGUUGACAUAGAAUGUUUGGUCAUUAUACUGAUAGUUGCUGGUGAGUUCAUUUAUUACAUAGGUUGACAUAGAUUGUUUGGUCAUUAUACUGAUAGUUGCUGGUGAGUUCAUUUAUUACAUAGGUUGACAUAGAUUGUUUGGUCAUUAUACUGAUAGCUGCUGGUGAGUUCAUUUAUUACAUAGGUUGACAUAGAAUGUUUGGUCAUUAUACUGAUAGCUGCUGGUGAGUUCAUUUAUUACAUAGGUUGACAUAGAUUGUUUUAUAGAUUGUUUGGUCAUUAUACUGAUAGCUGCUGGUGAGUUCAUUUAUUACAUAGGUUGACAUAGAAUGUUUGGUCAUUAUACUGAUAGCUGCUGGUGAGUUCAUUUAUUACAUAGGUUGACAUAGAAUGUUUGGUCAUUAUACUGAUAGCUGCUGGUGAGUUCAUUUAUUACAUAGGUUGACAUAGAUUGUUUGGUCAUUAUACUGAUAGCUGCUGGUGAGUUCAUUUAUUACAUAGGUUGACAUAGAUUGUUUGGUCAUUAUACUGAUAGCUGCUGGUGAGUUCAUUUAUUACAUAGGUUGACAUAGAAUGUUUGGUCAUUAUACUGAUAGCUGCUGGUGAGUUUUUUCAAUAUGUAGGUUGACAUAGAAUGUUUGGUCAUUAUACUGAUAGCUGCUGGUGAGUUCAUUUAUUACAUAGGUUGACAUAGAAUGUUUGGUCAUUAUACUGAUAGCUGCUGGUGAGUUCUUUCAAUACAUUGAUUGACCCAAUGUUUGUUCAUUUUAUCCCACUGAUGAUACAAGUCUACACAUUGAAGGGUUUGUCCUAAGCCAGCUAUUUAAACCCCUGACAUGUCUCAUAGAUAGAACAACUCACUGCCCCUUUUAAAACACAGCCGUUGGGUCCCACAUGUAAUUUAAGGCUCACAAAUAACCAUUUGACAGGUUAGCCUGGUUUAAAUCAGAGAAAGAGAAUGUCACAGGUUGGCCUGCUUUAAAUCAGAGAAAAAGAUUGUCAUAGGUUGGCCUACUUUAAGUCAGAGAAAAAUUGAUGGUGACCUAUUUUUUGGGGCAUCAUUUGGGGCAUCAUUAGGAUGAUGCCUUUACUGGCAAUCCUCUAUCUACUGGUACAUUAUUGAUUGAGGGUACAUUAUUGAUUGAGGGUACAUUAUUGAUUGAGAUAACCAAUGUUUCAUCUAUGCUCCCCUUCAUUAUCUCUUAAUAAAUUUAUAUUUUUUAAGGGUACUGGGGACCGGGGGUUGGGGAGGUUUGAAGGGGGAAUCAGUGACCUAGAACAAAGGGACACAAUUAGUUGCAUCUGGUGUCGUCCAAGUUCUUUUUAGCUCCUUUAUAUCUGAAAAAGUUUUUCUCCAAAGAAAAUGACAUGACGUAUUAUGUACCCUGCUUCUCCCUCUGUGUGCCACUAUGAGCUAGGCUGAGAAGCACUGAUGACGAAUCCCUACACUGGGAACACAUGAAUAUUUGAGCGAGUCGUUUGUGUCUAACAGUUUUCUGUUGUUUGUAUUGCUUCCAGUGGCUGCCAGCGAGGCCAGGGAGAGAGAGCGGUCACACCACAAGUCCAAGAAGAAGAAGAAGAAGAAUAAACACAAGCACAAACACAAGCACAAACACGACCGUGGCGACAGGUCGGACCGACACAGAGAGAGGCUGGUCUUGGAUCUGUCCAGGGGGAGCAGAGACUCGCCAUCCACUCAACCUGCCGACGAGUUUGGUGCCGGAGCCAGCUCUUCUGAAUGAUUCUGAUGUCAGCUUUGCAACCGCUGCCCAACCACUUUAUGAACAUCAGUGUUUCUCAAAUUAUUUGUUAUCUGAGGCAAAUGUUAAUCUUUAAAACUGCAGCAUUUGUUUCUAAGAAAAAUGUGGGAAUUAUUCAUUUAACAAGAACAGUUUUUUUGAGAACCAUCUUUAUUCGAAAUAGGUGGGUAAUUUUCUGGACAUGGUGUUAAUAACACCAUCUUUCAAGGGCCAUCAGGUUGUUGUUGUUGUUGUUUGUUGUUGUUGUUUGUUCUCACUUCUGGAUUAAAUAUUGAACAUCUCAUAUUUAUCUCAUUUGUAUAUUAGUGUAUCUACUUUUAACUUUCAUAAAUCAGAGAAGAAAUCAUUUGAAUUGCAUAAUCAAACUAUAGAAAUGUAUGUACACCAGGAUGAUAAACAAACUAUAGAAAAAAAAUGUACAUCUGGUUGAUAACCUAACUAUAGAAAUAUAUGUACACCUGGUUGAUAAACUGUAGAAAUUUAUGUACUCCUGGUCCAUAUGAAUUAAUUUGAAAGUUGGUAGAAAUGAGCUUAAAAUCUGAAUUCAGUCACUGAAAUUUUUGUGGAGGCAGAUGAAGAAAUUUCAGACCUUAAUUUGAGAACCACUGAUGCAGAUAAAUAACUGUCUUGUGAGCUCCUCCAACUGGCUCUUGUAGUCAAUGCAAAAUGAUGCCAAUUAAUUUUGUUUAGAAAUACAAAUGCUAAGAAUAAAAUGAUUUUUGUUUUUUUUAAUGUGAGGAAGAAUACAAAUUCUUGGUGAAUCUGGACAUCAGAGCAAUCCAACCAGCUCCACAAUAGCAACGUUUAACUAGCAGCUUGGUGUCCAACAAUCCACUUCUUAGCACCGCUACAAUCACAUUACCAGCUAUAUUUGUAACAAGUAGCUUGAAGUAGCUUGAAGUCUUACAGUUCAGAUCUUAGCACCACUACAAUCACAUUGCCACUACUAUCAUACCAUCAAUACCUUCAUGACUACACCAUCAUGACUACACCAUCAACACUCUGAGAAUACCUACAAAUGUAAAUUUUGUACAAAUAGCCCCAAGAGUUCACAUUGUUGGGUUGAGGCCAAUUUGUUCUGCUGCUACCAAUAACUUGAUGUACAAUGCAGCACUUAGAUUUGUCUUUUUGUUGUUUCUUUCUUUUUGUUGUGAUGGUUUCUUACAAAAU